AUGGCUACCUCUGUUGCUCCAACAUCAGCAACGUCUCUUUGUUUAGAUGAGAACGCAAUCAAGGGUAUUGCAUUAGCAUUAAAAGAUACAAUUCAGACUGAUGUCUGCACCAUGCUGAACUCUACCAUUGAGACUAUAGUAAAAGGUGUUGUAGACGGUCUUCAGUCUCAGAUUAACUCUCUGAAAACGGAAAGUGAGUCUCUGAAAAAAUCAAAUACAGCAUUACAAGACCGGGUUGAUUACUUGGAGUUCCAAGUUGACUCAUCAGAGCGAUACAGUAGGCGUGACAGUUUAAGGAUCUCCGGGAUCGUUGAAUCAAAAGAUGAAAAUACUGACACGCAUAUCAUGAAAAUGGCAUCCGCGGUCGGGUCACCUUUAUCCCUCGAGGAUAUUUCUGUUUCCCAUAAAGUCGGCAAGCCGAAAGUAUCAGAAAAGCCUCGUGAUAUACUGGUGAAGUUUGUGUCUCGACGACCUCGAGAUUUAUUUUAUCGGAAUCGGGUAUUGCUCAAAUCAAAAGGUUAUAAAGGCCAAUUUGUGAAUGAAGAUCUCACAAAAUACAGAGCCAGUCUUCUGUACGAAGCACGACAGCUAGUUAAAAAUAAAAACAUUGUUGGUGCUUGGUCGACAAAUGGAAACAUAGUCAUCAAAGCUUCCAAAAACAGAAAGACAACUGUGCACAAAAUAAAUUGCAGAGGUGACCUUGAUCCUUUCUACUCCUACACUUGUGAUGACUGA
This is a messenger RNA of Mercenaria mercenaria, 735 nucleotides long. RefSeq lists its product as uncharacterized. The transcript has a single exon. NCBI's taxonomy places the organism in Eukaryota, Metazoa, Mollusca, Bivalvia, Venerida, Veneridae. Bases 1 to 735 code for a protein of 244 amino acids. The record is from RefSeq and is a predicted model, not a curated record.